This is a messenger RNA of Pocillopora meandrina, 3159 nucleotides long. NCBI's taxonomy places the organism in Eukaryota, Metazoa, Cnidaria, Anthozoa, Scleractinia, Pocilloporidae. The record is from the annotation of a GenBank genome assembly.
CAGACAAGGGACCCCUUUGAAGCCCUCCAAGGAAGCCUAGGAAAAAAAUAUGCAAGUACUUUAUUUUCUGGUCAGCUGAGUUUGAGACAUUCCUCCCCCCAGGUAAUGCCACCUUCAAGCCUCCAUACUGUCGUCAAAUUAUUAAUUCCAUUACCUGAAGCUAUCGUGAGCGCCCCUUAUAUCACCUAUCCAAGAUAACAAGAGAGUGUCAUGGUUUCCUUAUAAGGUUUUUAUAUCAAGCUUUGAGUGGUUGCACUCUCUUUGUUUGAUAUUCAUUGUAAACCAGGGGGUAUUUAGGCGUCAAUUUAUUCUGCCUUCUCCAAGCGAUCAAAACAAUAAAUUUUCAGCUUGACCUAGGGAAUUGUGUUUUUAAAAAAAUCCAUUAUCGUGACCGACUUUGUUCUUUUGUUAUUGUCGCGUGAAAGAGUCCACUUUGAUCUCUCGAUAAUUGCGACGGCAGUCGACUAACGUAUUCACUACAUGAUGUUCUUGAAAAGUGAAGAGAUUGAUGAAUAUCAUACGUGUUUUCAACAGCCAAGAGAUACCAAUGAAGCGGUAUUGAGUGCAAAACCUUCGGUGAUUUAGGGAACUAAAAUUUCACAAGAUGAAAAUUUUAAAACUUGGAAUGGGUUUAGACACGUCUCUCUUCAACAGAAAAAAAAUUGCAUUGAUUACGAGAGGUCAACAGAAAUGGUUGGCAAAGGAAGUUAAUUCUUUCAACAGUCACUGAAAAACAACAUGAGGAAUUUGUAUGCUGACGUGAGAACUUAGAGUUAGCAAAUAUCACAUUCUUUCAACUACUGGAGUAAGAGGAGCAAGGGAUUACUUCGAAGAGAAUAUACCUUUUGAUCAAAGCUCGUCAUAGAGGUAUCACGUAAGUUUAGCAGUCAAGCCAACAUAAAUAUGAUUUUGGUAAAAUCGGAAAACUUUCGUGCUAUCACAUGUGACAAGUCAUCCAAAUUUUAGCGGGAACUUCACGACUCCCGUAUUAAAACAAACCCUGCACUUUACGAAAUUGCGAAAUACUGAAUCAGUUUAGCAAUCUUCCUUCAAUCCGACGAGGUAUUAUGAAAUUUUAAAGUCUUCUUUCGCGUGCUGAUGUCAAAGGGCAAGGGAUUUGUUGACAAAAUGCCCAACUUAUACAGAGUAUUUUUUACAGCUCCCGUCUCAUUUCACAAAUACAGAAGGUCUAAAUCCCCAGGGAUAUAUAAAUCGUGGGACGGUUGAUCUAUUUGCCGAGUGUUGAAACGUUUAUUUCCUGUUGAAGAUUACAAUUGCCACGUGCAGUAUUCAUACGGAAUAUAACGAAACACUAAGAAGAGUAGUUGUUUAGUUCAGCCAGCUAUAUUACUCUACCUUGCGGUCGCAACACACUCCCAGCUCAAGUUUACUUUUUGGUGACUUAUGUCAAGAGAAAAAUAAACAACAGUGCGUUUGUUUGUUUACGGGCUUUGCAAAAUACAUGAGGAAUUUGGGCAAACGUGAAAAACAUCAUGCAAAUCCCGUUAUUUUAGCCGUGAAAUUUGAAUUAGACUAUGUCGUCGAAUGAAAUCUUACACUAAAGAACCAAUUAUCUGAAGAAGUGACUUGAUUUUAUAGUGUUAAUGAAAAGAGGCUCACGCCAAUCUGGCGUAAACUCUUCAACAUUCUUUCAUGGCCACGAAUAGUUGGACACGAGACAAAAGCUUGGUAAACCAUUGUAUACAACAACACAGUGGAUUUUCUCACCUCUUAUUCGUUUUUCACACCUAUUGAACGCACAAUGUUGUCAUUUUUCAUUAAGUCAUUCCAAAACAAUACGUGUGCUUGCUUGAACACAGAUCUGGUCAGUGUUAUCUAUGGCUCUGUUUAUAUUUGGAAAAGAAACUUCUAAGCAUUACCCUUUUCACACUGUCCUAAGACACGCUUCGGCAGGAAGGCAAUAACAAAAGAAUCAAAUGCCCCCGAGGUCAAGGAUCACCUAUAAGUAACAAACUUGUGUACUUUUCGAUUUGGUCGCAAAAUUCCACGUUCUUGCGAAUUUGAAGUCUGUGACCAAUCACCACAUCGGAAGUGAAUUGUUUCUGUUAGAUGCUUAUCAUCUUCGAUUCUCGUUGAUAGUUUUCUUAGCCAAUAGGAGGGCUUCAAUAGAGUUAACGACCGCAGGGUAUUUAAACCCGUCAAGACCGACUUAUCAAACCAUAUGCGAUAGCUUUAGGAAGAAGAAACUUUGAAGGCGGAAAAAGCAUUCAAAUUUUUAUUUGCAGCGACAUUCACGCUUCCUACCUGAGAAGAAAGACCUCAGCAAGUAUGAAUUCUGAAUUUCUGUUGGAGGAGUUCAUGGAUGCCAGCGCGUUAGAUUUUACCGAAUUAGAAGAGCAGUAUCCACUAUGCGGAUAUUUACCGGACAACACAGAUGGCCUGGUCGAUCAACAUAUUGACUCGAUGUCUUUAUCAUGCCCUGUUGACGUGUACCUGGAUUAUCUGUUCUCCAAAGGCAUAGUAGACUCUAUGGACGAGCACAUUUACCUGGGAGCGGAUUGCGACGAGGUAGGCGAGUUGAAAGAACAUUUAAUUUCCUCAGUGUUCAAUUCUUACUACAAGCAAACCUUUGGACUUGAAAUGGGUUCAUGUGUUAAAGAUAACCUCGUGUUGUCCGCCAGUUUAUUACUCCCUGACGUCAAUGAUUCAAGCAGUGAUUCUUCCUCUAUGAGCGACUCAAGCAGUGAUAUUAUUUCCGAUAAGUUAGAGGGGUUCGCAACUCGAUAUCAAUGUCCAGGGCCAGAAGGUCAAACAGCGCUGAUGGGCCUCCCGCUUGCCAAACCAGGUGCAGCUAAACAGUCACCCGGACGAGCAGAACGCGCGAGACGUCGAGUAUCCACGCGCGAAUACAAAUGCAACUUCCCCGGCUGCAGCAAAAUGUACACAAAGAGCUCCCAUCUUAAAGCGCACAUACGUCGCCAUACCGGAGAAAAACCGUUCGCUUGUACGUGGAAAGGGUGUAAUUGGAGGUUCUCAAGAUCGGAUGAGCUGGCUCGCCAUAAGAGAUCCCACAGCGGGAUAAAACCAUUCAUAUGCGACUUAUGCGACAAGAAGUUCUCCCGCUCGGAUCACUUGGCUAAACACAGGAAAACUCACUAUCGCACAAGGAAAAACUCUUCGUUUGUUGUAAAAAUGUAA